AUGGACUUAAACUCGAUCUUUGAAACAAUAAAUUCUGUAGAAAAAGGCGAUGAUAAUGAUGGGUUUUACGAUAACUUGUACGAAAUACUUGGUUGCACUUCUUCUUGUACUACAGAGCAAAUUUCUGCGGAAUAUAAAAAACGCGCGCUAAAUUGUCAUCCUGAUAAAGUUAAAAAAGAUGAAAAUACUGAAAAGCAAUUUUACCAAUUAUCAACUGCUUAUACUAUCCUAACUGACGAUGUUGAACGCUCUCAAUACGAUAAAUGGCGUUCAAGUUCAAUUAAGAUUCCUUACAAAAUGUGGAAAGAUUUAGUUAUUAAAAAAGGACAUACUAUUCAUUGGAAAUCACCACCAAAACAACCACUUAAAAUAACUGAUUCUUCAUCUACUGAACUUUCUUCUAAUAAUAUUAAUCAUAAUAUUUCUUCUCGUACUACUUAUAAAGGAAAAAAAUGUCGUCAAAAUGAUUUAUACGAAAAAUUUAGAAAUUAUGAAAUAUAA
This is a messenger RNA of Scutellospora calospora, 501 nucleotides long. Lineage: Eukaryota; Fungi; Glomeromycota; Glomeromycetes; Diversisporales; Gigasporaceae. The record is from the annotation of a GenBank genome assembly.